Molecule: messenger RNA, 582 nt
Organism: Penicillium waksmanii
Lineage: Eukaryota; Fungi; Ascomycota; Eurotiomycetes; Eurotiales; Aspergillaceae
Exons: 3
Coding region: 1-582 (193 amino acids)
Source: RefSeq, a predicted model, not a curated record
AUGCGUUUCCACAUCUCUAUCCUCGCCCUCGCAGCUUUAGCUGGUCAGUCCGCCUACGCCGAUAAAUCGGAUACUCUCGAUGAAAACAAUGCCACGACUUCUAAGCCUUAUCAUGAUCAUUCUCUGAUCCUACUCGUCAUCCUAUCAUCGUCAUCACACCCCCAGAGCAAAACAUCCACACUAACACAGUCCCCACGAUCCUACCUAGUACGAGAACAGAACCGCCUCGCAAUCAACCAAAUGCCACCGGCCUGUAACCUAGCUGCAUGUCUCGGACUCUCGGGGACAGCAUCUUGCGUCGUCUCUGCUAUUUCUAGUGGUGAUCCGGCGGCGUUGCAGAGGUGUUUGGUUAAUGGAUUAGCUCAGAUUUGUUCUUGUGCGGCUUGCGUGCCCCUUGUUGACAAUUUCUUGAUUUCUUUGGGUGUUUGUGUGUCGAAGCCUGGUGGUAAUGAGACUGUGGUUGAGCAUGUGCCCGAGGCGGUGUUGGCUUAUUUUGAAUCUUUUAUGAAGAAGACGGAGACGGAGAGGGAGACGGAGACGAAGGAGGAGGCGGAUCUUGCGUCUGGGGCUGUUGAUAUUUAG